Messenger RNA from Mus caroli (Ryukyu mouse), 836 nucleotides. RefSeq names its product mitochondrial ribosomal protein L22 (gene Mrpl22). Gene Ontology annotation, cellular component: ribosome; mitochondrial large ribosomal subunit. Gene Ontology annotation, biological process: translation. The record is from RefSeq and is a predicted model, not a curated record. Gene Ontology annotation, molecular function: structural constituent of ribosome. NCBI's taxonomy places the organism in Eukaryota, Metazoa, Chordata, Mammalia, Rodentia, Muridae.
GCCACGAAGAUCCUAGCAGGCUGCGCCUGGUCUGCAUCGAUCACAGUGCACUUGUGUGCCAGGCAGUACUUUCGGCCUUAGGUGGAGGGCGGCCCGACCCGGAACCCCGUAGAGACUGUUGCCUCCCGGGGCUCCUCUCGGUGUUUUCUGACCAGCCUCUUCCUAUUCCGUAGGCACGAUUCGACUCUUCGACCUUGUGUGGGUUUUACCGCCGUCGUGCAUCCACACGAGUGCUUCUCUUGACAUUUCUCGAAAAUGGGAGAAGAAGAAUAAAAUUGUUUACCCACCUCAACUGCCUGGCGAACCUCGGAGACCAGCAGAAAUUUACCAUUGUCGGAGACAAAUAAAAUACAGCAAGGACAAGAUGUGGUACCUGGCAAAGAUGAUACGAGGCAUGUCCAUUGAUCAGGCUUUGGCGCAGCUGGAAUUCAAUGAUAAAAAGGGGGCUCAGAUCAUUAAAGAGGUUCUCUUAGAAGCACAAGACAUGGCAGUGAGAGACCAUAAUGUGGAGUUCAGAUCCAACUUACACAUAGCUGAGUCUACCUCAGGCAGAGGCCAGUGCCUGAAGCGCAUCCGUUACCAUGGCCGAGGUCGCUUUGGCAUCAUGGAGAAGGUCUAUUGCCACUAUUUUGUAAAGCUGGUGGAAGGACCCCCACCCCCACCUGAAGUACCCAAGACAGCAGUUGACCACGCCAAGGACUAUAUUCAGCAGCUUCGCAGCCGGACCAUCAUCCAUACUCUAUGAGAUCUGUGCCGGUCAUCCUGGCUCCACGGUGUAUAUAGCUUAUGUUUAUUUUAAAAAGUAAAAACAAGUGAUUUUUAUCUGUUUCAUUGAA